GUCUGGAUGUUAUGGACGACUCUUGGAACCAGUUUUCAGUCUAUUAUUUAUAGAUGAUUAAUGGUCAUAGCUUAUUAACUACAACAUGAUCGUUUAUUUAGUGACGAUAAUUGUGUGAAACUGAUUUGAGGCUUGGCAUAUAUAUAAAUAUUGUGGCGUUAUUGUCGAGAUAUAUGGAGAUAUUUAUUUAUGGUGGGUCACCCUACGGCAUUUAGCCAAUUAUACUACACAAAUUACCUCAUCGCCCCAGAUGGGUGUAGGUGGAUGCCAGGAUAUUGGUGUACUAGUAUACUAGUGUACAGCAGUUUUCUUUAGUUAAAAGGCUAUGUUAAAAAUGUUUACAUGCCCCAUAUCGUUCAAGUGGGAGAGAUCUACAUUCUUUGUCGCUUUAUAAUACUGUGCAAUCAUGCACAUCGUCUAAAUAUAACCCAGUAAACAACCAAGCUACACGAGAUCAGACGUCGUGAAAGAAUUCACGGAAUAUGUUUUAUUUAUCUUAUAUCUACAAUGAUCAUGAAGAACCCGAUAAGUGGUCUGUAAUAGGAUUAAAAGAAAUUUAAAACCCUGUUGAGAUUUUGUUUUGGAAAAUCCUAUAUCUGCAAAUCAAACACCUUUAAAAAGCCAAUAUUUAGUUGGAUGUUUAUUGUAGCUGAGUACACAUGUAAGGUAAUUUACAUCCGGACAAUAUGAGAACAAUAUUACUAGUACUCUGUUUCUAUGGAUGUCUACCUGGAACAUACUCACAGGACCAGAUCCGAUAUCCUGAAGAUGCCAGUGUAUAUAUUGGUGGAUUCUUUAAUGUUUAUGUCUCAGGAGGACCCAGUGGUUGUUCCAAUACUGUUGAUCCAUAUUCUAUACAGGAAUUUGAAGCUGUGAGAUGGAUCAUAGAUAAACUGAAUAACAACGCAUUUUUACCCGGAGGGCAUAAAAUAGGUAUACACGCUUUUGAAACAUGUGGAAUGCCAGAAAGAGCUGUGUCUAGUGCAAUUCAGUUAUCACAGACUUAUAAUAAUGAUAACCAAUCCGCUGUUCUGUUUUCUAUACUUGGUCCAACAUUUAGUUCCGAAACUAAAGAUAUGUCACGUCUGUUUAGUACUUUACCAGAGGCCGAUCGCCUGUUGAUGUUGAGUUACGGAGCUACUUCAUCCAAGCUCGCGGACCAGUCCAUUUAUAAAAACCUUUAUAGAGUUAUCCCCCCUGAUUCUGUUCAAGUUCAAGUGAUGUUACAGCUUAUGUUAGAAUUAAAAUGGAAUUAUGUUGGAAUAAUUUAUGAAGACAUUGCUUAUGGUCAUGAUGCAGCGCAAGAACUCAGAGUACUGGCAACAGCUAACGGCAUCUGUAUUCCAGUUUACCAUUCUUUCAAUAGCGCCAACAGUGAGGAAAGCUUUAAAGCUUUCCUUAAGGAUGUUCUGGAUCUGAAACUAGGUGGAAUAAUCUAUAUCGGGGAUGAUGGUCUUGUAAAAUCAUUUCUGGAGCUGUCCACGUCGAUAAGUCAUGAUACUGAAAUAAUUAUGUCCGAAUCAAAUCGACUAAGCUCAUAUUACCUCAAAAGAAUAGCCAAUGACUAUUUUCCUAUAGCGCGAGGCAUGCUUGUAACAAGUACCCCUAAAAUUGACAUUCAUGAAUUUGAUGACUAUUGGAGGAACAUCCUUACCAGGAAGUUUAGUCACACUUGGCUAAAUGUUAUGCCAAAUAUAGCACAACAGAUUCCCCAGCAAUCUGUUUAUAUAAAUUAUGCGGUAAAAGGAAUUUUGAUAUUAGCCAAUCUAUUUAAGCAACUUCAACAAGAGACCUGCACGGACGUCAACGAUAUAAUCUGUUCCCAGCUGAGGCGUUUACCCAAGCAGACCUACAUCGAUGAACUGGGUCGAUCCAGAACGAAUCUUUCCGAAGCAUUUCCCUUUACCGAUCAGAUGUUCUUGAACACAGUAUCACAGGAUAUAACCUUUGGGGAAAAUCGAGAAAUCAUCUACGGUCCCGAGUAUCAAACGUAUGAAGUUUAUAAUUUCCAACAAUGUAAUAGACUGAAUGACUGUGAAUUUGUUAAGGUCGGUAAUUACAAAGACGAUAUUCUGAAAAUAAACAAAAGUGUUAUACAAAGUUAUCCACUUGGAGAAAACCAAGGACCUUACAAUCAGCAACCAACUGCCCAAUGUCCUAACGGAACCGACUGUAUCAAAUGUAUUCCGUCUGAUAUAUCUGACCAUGUGAUAUUUGUGGAAGGGGAUUGGUACGUUGUGGCGGUUGUCCCUGUGUUUAUACCCGAUGAAACAAAUACAUUUCUCUGUACCAGCACCAUAAGAGAUUCUUUAGGUACUGACCUUGCUGAAAGCAUCAAAUUUUCUAUUGAGGAGAUUAACCAUCCAAACAACACAUUGAUAUCUUCUAAAAAGAAAGUAGGGUUGAUUGUGAUAAAUGGGUGUGCAUCAGAACUUGUAAUUAAAGACAAAAUUUUACGUUUACACAAAGGAACUUAUGAACUCAGACCCGGAAUGAAAAGUUCAGAGAUUAAUCACAGAAUUCUUGGUUAUGUUGGAGGGAUGAGCGGUAGUAUGAGUGGGGCCAUGGCUGAAGUUCUGGCUAAACUUGGUUACGUCCAAGUAUCCUAUGCCUCGACUAGCCCACUUCUAAGCGAUAGAACUCUGUAUCCCUACUUUCUGAGAAUACCUACUGCAGACGACCAGCAAGCAAAAGUCGUUAUUGAUAUAGUUACCUCCCUUGGUUCAAACAUCAUCCAGGUUAUUUACACCGAGGGUGCCUAUGGAGAAGGUGCUUAUUCCACAUUGGAGAAACUUGGCAAGGACGCAGAAGUAUGCGUUAUAGGUCAUAAAGUCCCUGUUACCACCGACUAUACGUUGUAUAAUGGUUUGCUGGCUAAGUUAAGAGAAAUCCCACAAGCUAAGUUAGUGGUGACUUUUGUAAGGUCUCAUGUUAUUAAACAAGUAGUAGAAUCAAUUACUGAAAGAAUGGCGGAAAGUGAAUUCUUAUUUAUUGGAUCUGAAACAUGGGGAAGCAGAGAAAGUGUCAUUCCUGAACAGCAACGCAAAGUUUAUGGUUCACUGAGUAUUGCUUUAGAGUUGCCUCCUAUUCCAGCAUUCAUCUCUUAUCUCACCAAGCAAAAUAUCAAUGACCCAUCUGAUCCAUGGCUCCGUCACUUCUUAGAAAAAAGGGGGAAGUGCAUAUUCACCGGAAGUUUCCAAAGGGCUGGGAAAGACGAAGACAUUGGUAAAACCAAAGAGUGUGACAUAGAAAGUUUAGUGAAGUCACUUUAUGACCAAUGGAUACCAUUUACUGUGGCCUCGACAAGAGCUUUGGUUAAAGGCUUAGAAAAUGUUCUCAGUUCAACAGAAUGUGGCAAGCCUGGAACGUCGUGCCCUGAACAAAAUCCCAUGACGCUGGCAGAUUAUAUGAAGAAGAACGUAAGGUUAGAUUUAUAUGGCAAAGGUAGCCAGGAAAGAGUUUUUGAUGAUAAUGGCGAUGGUGUUGUCAAAUACAAAAUAAUGCAUAUGACUCCUGACGAGAAACCAUAUAUACAAAUUGGGUCGUGGUCAAAGUCACAAGGUAUCAUCUUCAACAAAGGAAUGUUGACUUAUCCGGAAACAGAAUAUAAAUCAGAUUGCUUAACACAAUAUGAAUGUAGCAAGUGUUUCCCACCAACAUCAGUGCAACAACAAACAUCAUCUACAGACUGGUCGAUUUAUGUAAUGGUGAUAUUAGGUUUGCUGUUAUUAGUGACGUUAGUAAUUAUGGCUGUUUUGAUUUAUCAAGUAAGAAAAUUGAAACGGCACAAACACAACGAAAUCUACAACUACCCAGACACCCCUCUUACUGCGAGGAAUUUAAAAACUAAAGGAAGUAAUACAUCAAAGGAUUAUGAUAGCUAUUUGACCCCAAGUUCUGAAGAUGGCACUACAUGUGGUUAUGAGAACGAGAAACCCCCACUGCCAAAACGGCCAAGAUCAACAAUAUCAACGGAUUCGGAUAUUAUUGAUCACAGAAUAUCUUUCUUAAACAUGGAAGAGAAGGAGGCGUCUGUUGGAGGACAGAACAAUUUAGGAUUCGAGAGAAACGUUCAUUGUUCGGAUCAUAUUCAACCCGUGUUCGUUCGUGAUCGAAACGAUUAUGUGAGAGAACUCACUCAGUCGCAGUAUGGACGUGGAGUUGAAGACAGUUUUUAUUUUGAAUUCAGCAACAUUUAAGUAUGGGCAUAUUAUGUCCCCUCUUCUUUUGAGGAUUCGGGGUUUUUUUUCAGAUUCGGUGUGAAGCAUUGGGGUCAUACAGGAUAGAGCCCUAUUGACUUAGCCGAUACCGUGGUUAGCAUAUAUAUGUUAUGUGUCCGGAAAAGCUAGAUUUGAUUUCUUGAAGGAUCCUACAGAUCCUUAUCAAUUUUAAUCAACAUCUAAGUUUAGACAUAGGCACCGUUCGGAGGUAAUUCCGCGCUUUGUGCGCUAUCCUAUUUUGUGCUUCAUGUUUAGAUACAUGAAUCCACUGGAUACACCGAUAGGUGAUUAAUACAGGGAACGAUCGCUAUCUUAAACAAGUCUAAUUACUUUUUAUAGAAGAGUAUCACACGAUAUAUUGGCUAUAUUAUAUUUAUAUGUAUCUAUAUGUAAAUAGAUGGGUAGCUACGUCGUUGGCACCUGAGAAUUAACUGAACGUAUCUUCUCUGUUGGUCAAACAAGUCUUUCGAUGUUGACAGGUUAUAUGUCCUGCAAUGUAACUUUUCGCUAUUAUAGAGGGUUAACUGGGAGAAAUAUCCAAUAAACACCUAGCAGGUCUGUCAUUGAGUCAAGUGGUGUAGUUUCGAUUCCCCGCCUGUAAUUUGGGUUUUCUCCCUCAGCUAAAACCCCGUACCCGAAAGCGAAUUGUUGAAAUAAAAUUAAAACGCGCGUUAAUCCCGCCUACUUUCUGUCGAGUGGACGUUAACCGCAACUUUUUCCUUUCUUCCUUUGUAGAGAUUUUCUCAUUUCACCUAAAUAAUUUACCAGAUGCACCUUGCGUUUUUUAUAUUUCUUAACAAUAAUUCAUGACAUUUUGAAAACUCUAAAUGUUCCCAGAUCCUCGACAUAAAAUCAAUGUACCAUGGAUAAUAUUGUAUAGUAUGUUAGCCUUCAAUGAUAAAACCUUGCUCAAAUAAAAAUAUGUGAAAAAAUGUUUGGAAAAGUGAACUAUGAUGAGAGAAAAUUUGAUAGCCCGUGUUCUCUUAUUGUGUAAAAUAUGGAGAAAGGCGCAAUUAAUCCUCAGUCCACGGGAAUUUCAUGUACCUUUUAUAGUUAUACAAACAAUUAAUGUUUAAAGAGAAAGUCGGUUAUAUUUUUAUACUCAUAAUAUGGUUGUGUAUACACUAUUAAUGUUUGAAGAGAAACCCAAUUAUAUUUUUAUAUUCAUAAUAUGGUUGUAUACAAUAAUAUUAAUUUUUGAAGAGAAAGCCGAAUACAUAUAUAUUUUUAUACUUAUAAUAUGGUUGUAUAUAGAAUAUUAAUGUUUAAUGUUUGAAGAUAGAGCCAGUGACUUUUUAUAUUCAUAACGUGGUUGUACAUACAAUAUUAAUGCUUGAAGGGACAGUCGCAAAAUUUCAACACGUGUGUCCAGACAAAUAAUCCGCGGAUAGAUCUCGACCCAGCCCAGUUUAUGAUUCAACAUUUAAUUUGUCAUUUUCUAUCCGUGUGUCCUUCACCUCACCCACCAAGUACAGCGAGUUAUACUUCUGGACGUAAGUGUUGAAAUUUUGCAAACAGUAGGACGUUAAACCCCAUUUCAUUUGAAAUUUUGUGAUGUUUCCAAAUACAGUGACAGUAGAAUAAUUUGCUUUGAUAAUUGUUUAUUUGUUUUGUUAAAAAUAAUAUAUUGUUAAUUUUUGUGCACCCUUUUUGUUCAUAUUCCUGUUGUGCCAAUAUUAAAUAUUUCGUAAAUAUUUUAAAUAAAUACAAUCUUCAUCUU
This is a messenger RNA of Patella vulgata (common limpet), 5940 nucleotides long. RefSeq lists its product as uncharacterized. NCBI's taxonomy places the organism in Eukaryota, Metazoa, Mollusca, Gastropoda, Patellidae. Gene Ontology annotation, biological process: G protein-coupled glutamate receptor signaling pathway; regulation of synaptic transmission, glutamatergic. Gene Ontology annotation, cellular component: membrane. The record is from RefSeq and is a predicted model, not a curated record. The transcript is spliced from 10 exons. Gene Ontology annotation, molecular function: adenylate cyclase inhibiting G protein-coupled glutamate receptor activity. The coding region runs from base 687 to 4199 and encodes 1170 amino acids.